CCAGGCAAUGGGGAGGAAGUCUAAUGCAGAGGACUGUGGGUUAGGUAUUUAUUCACCCCUGACCACUUUGUCGCGAUUUGUAAUGAUUAGUCUUUGCUUUUACAGUACUUAUUGCGCUAACAAGACUUGACCGGAGUUCCAGGACUUUACGGGUGUAACAGUCCCUUCAGCUCCGCUUUCUGGUGAGAUAUGCGCUGAGCUGUCUGGUGAGAUAGGCGGUGAGCGGAGAGAGAGAGAGUGAGUGAUAUAGGAGAGUCCUAUGGCUCCAUUGCAGCUGGCGGUGUACUUGCGGCUCGCUCUCAUAUUCUUCUUCACGGCGUUUCUUUUCUUCCUCGAUGUCUUCACUGUCAGCAGAGCAGCCUCCUCGUGCGCUAACGUCCCCAGUCAGUUACCGACCAAGAGUCGAACCGGAGGAGAUGAAGUCUCUUCUAGUAGUGCGUGCAAACAGAACCGCACUCCCGGAGAGAUGCGCGAGAUGAACGUGUCACUUAUAUCGGUAUUGUUACCGACACAGGAUGAGAUCACGCGGGGGAACGACACGGAUAGAGAUAAUGGCAAAGUGUGUUUGGAUCCAGUGGUGUUGUCGUACAGUCAGACCAUGUACAUGGCUGGCCUUCUGCUGGGAUCUCUCUUUGGAGGAUCUCUCUCUGACAGGUACGGUAAGCGAGUGGUACUGCUGGUGUGUGUUUGUGUCCAUGCUGUGACUGCUGUGCUGCCGGCAGUCCUUCCUCACGCCAUCCUCUUCCUCACCCUGCGCUGUCUGGCCGGGGUCUCCUGCUGCUGUAUCAAUAUCUGCAGCUUCAGCCUGGGUGUGGAAUGGAGUCUUCCCAGGUAUCGUAUUUGGCCCCCGGCCCUCCUGUCCUUCUCCUUCAGCCUGGGUAUGAUGGCGUUGGCACCGCUGGCGUACCUUACACACACCUGGACACAGCUACACCUGGCUCUGGCUAUACCACAGAUCCUCUGUCUGCCUCUCUACUACUCCAUUCCUGAGUCUCCUCACUGGUUGCUCCUGAAGAAGAGGCUGGACACUCUGGAGGAGUACAGGAGACACAGUCCUGAGGACAAACGCUGUCUAGACCUGCUGUUGGAGACAGAGGGGAAGGACCUGCAACAAGUCCCCCGGGACACAGACACACUGGAGACUGGCACACACAUACCAAAGGCAGACACGCAAACCCAGGAGGGAAACACACUUUCCCACUGCGGACACAUGAGAUGUCCCACCAUUCUACUGCGCCUGGUCAUCAUGAGUUACAUUGGGCUAACGUCAGCCCUGACGUACUACGGUAUCUGUCUGAAUGUCGGGCGUUUUGGGGUGGAUGUCUUCCUGGCUCAGUUCUUCAGCGGCCUAUCAGAGGCACCCUGCUUGCUCGUCCCAUUCCUAUUGGCCCGCUGUGGCAGACGCCCAAUCAGCAUGCUGUCCCUGCUCCUCAGUGGCUCCUUCUGCCUGCUGUCCCUGCUCGCAUCACGCUUCUACGCUGUCCCAGGGUUGGUGAUGGCUCUGGCCCUGGUGGGGAAGCUGUGUAUGCAGACCAGUGUGUUUGUGUCUUUACUCUACGGCAUCGAGCUCUUCCCUACACUCAUCAGACAGAAGUGUGUGGGCUUGGUGUGUCUGUUUUACAGAGUGGGGUGUAUCCUCAAUGCGGUGGUCAGUCCUAGAGGAGAAACCAUCCCAUUGGCCGCUAUGAUUCUUUAUGGGAGUGGCCCCAUUGUCGGGGCGGGACUGUGUCUGUUGCUACCGGAGACGAGCGGUGUGCUGCUCCCUGAUUCGCUGGAGGACUGUGACAGACAACCCAGGCUACACCUCCCAUUAGCCUGGUCAUCAUGCUCCACAAGGCGCUCAGUGGACACCCCAGCUGACAAGGCCUGUCCGUUCCUGGGAGACACAGACCCCGAGAAACCCUCCCACCACCCACAGGAGCCCAACUCAAAUGAAAACACUCUGCUCACACACACACAUGCUGUUGAUACAUGUAUUUAAAAGGUCCAUGGAGCACUGAGAUACUAGCCGAACAGUGUCCAAUAAGUUCUAAUCAUUUUUUUGUUACGUUGUGCCCAACUGAACAUGACCCUGGUUUUACGGUUUAAACUUUAAAUCUGUGUGAUCUCGUCUGUCCCAGCCUGUGGAGAACAUUCUUAGCUCCCUAUAAAAAUCUGCAUUCUCCUUCGCUUGAUUUUGUUUCCCAAAUUUCGUUGAAUUUUUCAAUAGUUUUCUCUCAGAAGCACACCUUUUUAAAUAGAACAUCCCGUUGUUAUUUUCCUAAGUGCCACAACAAAGCUUAAAACAACUUUUGAGGAAAAAAAUCUACGAAACGAGAGACCUUUGUUUGGUUAGCGGUGUUUCUGUAGCGCUCAUGUGAUGCAGAGUUUACGAAACAAAAUGGCUACUGGAUUGAUGUACAUAAUCAUGAGAUCAUUCUGCCAGGUAGGCAGAGGCUGCAUUGUAGUUCACAUUUCAUUGUGAAGUUGUUUUUUUCUUUUCGGAAAAGCCUUCCGAUCUAUCAGUAGACGGUUAUUAUUAGCAUCAUCGCUAACGGCUGCACAAAGGAGCACCACACAACACACACAACACACACACACGGGCUUUCCUGUGCCCUUUCAGAUAAUUGCGGGAAAAUACCAAUCAUUGAUGCACUUUAAUGUCACAUAUUUUAAAUCUUCUUAGGGACAGCCCCUUUAAAAAAAAAAUCACCUAAAACAACAUACCCAACUCUAUCUGUCUGUAGCUCAGGACCUGAAACAAGGAUAUGCAUAUUCUUGAUACCAUUUGAAAGGAAACACUUUGAAGUUUGUGGAAAUGUGAAUUGAAUGUAGAACAUAAAACUAUAGAUCUGGUAGAAGAAAAUACAAAGAAAGAAAACAACCAGUGUUCGUUUUUUUACUACGUUUAUGGUGAGAUUUUCACAAUUUACUUUCUUUGCAAAAUGAACGAGUGGAAAUACAAAAAUCGAUUGUGCAGUAUGGGUAUAUGGACCUUUUUAGGAUAUGAAAAACGAUUUUAUCUAAGACAAUGACACUUCAUGUUCAUGUAAAAUGUCUGGGACACUUUGGAUGAUAAAUCAGAGCAAGAUUUCAGAAUGUAAGUCCACAUUUCACCUUCAGCCUAUCACGUUGAAAAAAGUGUUUUGUUGGAGCUCUCAAACAAUAGCAUGGCAUUUUUUCCCACAGUAAUAGCUACUGUGAAUUGGACAGUGCAGUUAUAUUAACAAGAAUUUAAGUUUUCAGCCGAUAAGAAACUUCUAUGUUCAGACAUUUGUUGUUCCUCUAAAAUCUGCGAUCUUGAUAUGAUUUUACAACUGUCCCGUUGACGGAACGCCGAUCCUUAUUAACUUGGGGAAAUAAAAUAAAUUCAAGAAAUGCUUGAAUAUUGUCGAAUUCCAUUUUAGAAUGUCUGGAUUCCGUGAUUCCAUCUGCAAGGCAGAUUUUAUAGGGCCUUACUUUCUUUAAAAGGCCCAGUGGUGUCACAUAUUCCGUUUUCCCUGUGUUUUGUAUCAUAUAGUAUAACAGCUGAUGAAACAAACACGAACACUGUAAAAGUGUGAAUAUGUUUUAUCAGUGUUAUGACUUCAAUCAGCAGGUUUGUAUGGGUGGGAGUUUUGGCAUUCCAUGGCGACAUCACCAUGUGGUAAAUUGGUUAACAGACCAAUAACAAAAGAGUUCCAAACCUCUCUGCCAAUAACAGCUACUGUAGUUUUCAGUUCACACUCAAGACAGUCCGAAGAAAAUUCUUGCUUGACAAUUUUUUUUUUGUUGCUAAAAAAACAAAAACAAUUUUUACUACGGUAAUGUAAUUGUUAACCAGAAAUGAUUUGAUAUUGAAAGACUGCCGCAUUGGACUUAACAAACGCAGAGCUGUGUGUGUGUGUGUGUGUC
Oncorhynchus gorbuscha (pink salmon) is the source of this 3873-nucleotide messenger RNA. Its product is annotated as solute carrier family 22 member 13. The record is from RefSeq and is a predicted model, not a curated record. Gene Ontology annotation, molecular function: transmembrane transporter activity. Gene Ontology annotation, biological process: transmembrane transport. The transcript has 10 exons. Bases 260 to 1981 code for a protein of 573 amino acids. Lineage: Eukaryota; Metazoa; Chordata; Actinopteri; Salmoniformes; Salmonidae.